CACCAGACACUCAUGAUAGUCUCUCCCCACCAGACACUCAUGAUACAGUCUCACCCCACCAGACACUCAUGAUAGUCUCUCCCCACCAGACACUCAUGAUAGUCUCUCCCCACCAGACACUCAUGAUACAGUUUCUCCCCACCAGACACUCAUGAUACAGUCUCUCCCCACCAGACAUUCAUGAUACAGUUAGAUAAGGUUUCUGAAUUGAUGUAGAAAAAAAUAUAAAGUAAUAAAAACUGAUAUCAGAAGCGUGCCAUUAAGAGCCAGAGGAUGGAUUACAAUUAUUUUUAAGUGUGUGUGUGUGUGUGUGUGUGUGUGUGUGUGUGUGUGUGUGUACGAGUGGUCACAUGGGCGUGAGGGGGCGGCUCCGGAUGAGUGUAUAUAAGUGACAUGACGCGGUGGACGAACGGCAGCUUUGUGGGUCUACUAAGCACAGACAAGCAUGGAGCAGCAACAAGAAGAGAACCGCGUGGCUGGCAGCGAGGACCUCUUCUGCAGGAACUGUGAUAAGGAGACGGAGGAGGCCGAGGCGGUGGGCAUGGAGGGCCGCGUCCCGGAAUGGCUGGAGGGACGGGUCACGCGGAACGGGCCGGGCAUGGUGCAGGUGGGCGCCACGCACUACGACCACCUCUUCGACUCCCUCGCCAUGCUGCACCAGUUCACCAUUCAGCGAGGACGUGUUACCUAUCGUUCCAGAUUCCUUCGCAGCGACUCCUACACCAACAACACGCAGGCCAACAGGAUCGUGGUGGGCGAGCUGGGCACCGUGGCGUUCCCGGACCCGUGCAAGACUUUGUUUCAUCGGCUCAUGACAAACUUCUUCAAGCUCCCCGUCCCCGCCAGCGUCAUGUCCGACAACUGCUUAGUGAACGUGUGCCAGGCGAGGGACCAAAUGUUUGCCCUGACGGAGACCUGCUUCUUGCGGCGCCUCGAUCCAGACUCCCUCACGACGCUCGGGAAGAAGGAGGACAUCAGUAACUACGUGGCGGUCAACAUGGCCACGGCACACCCGCACAUUGACCGCGACGGGACGGUCUUCAACGUUGGUUGUUCCUUCUCGCUGCUCAACGGCCCCGAGCUGCGCAUCGUCCGCCUGCCCGAGGGAAAGCUAGAGGGCGCUCGUGUGUCGGCUACGGUGGUCAGCAGGUGGCGUGCGGCGUUACCCUACGUGCACAGCUUCGCCAUGACCAAGAACUACUGGGUAAUCGUGGAACAGCCUUUGGUUUUAUCGCUCGGGAAGAUGGUCCAGCAGUACGCGACAUUCGGGAGGCUGAUGAACGCCCUGACGUGGCUGCCGCAUGAAAACUUGAGGCUCCUGGUGAUUGAUAGGAAUACUGGAGAGUUGCUCCCCACCACCUACACGGGGCCGCCGAUCCUCCUCUUCCACCACAUCAACGCCUAUGAGAAGGACGGGCACUUGGUCGUGGACUUCUCCUGCACCAACAACAAGUCGCCCUACAACUGUUUCUUCUUCAGCAACUUCCGCAAACUCGACACAGACCCCUCCAAGGUCUUCCCGGACGCAAAGGCGUGUAGGUUUGUAUUGCCUCUGUAUGUACCGGCUAAAGGGGAGGUCGGCGAGCAGCUAGUGACUCUGAAGGACACCACCUGCACCGCCAUAAGAACAGAUGGCGGUGAGGUACACUGCUCGCCCGCUCUCCUUUGCCCACUAACAUUCGAACUCCCUAGAAUCAACUACCAGAGGAACGGCCAGCCUUACCGCUACACCUACGGCAUCACCAGCGGUUCGGAUUUGUACCUCCAGCGCCUGAUAAAGCUGGACGUGGUGACCGGCGAGACUUGGAUCUUCCACGAUAGAGGCUACGUCGCUGCAGAGCCCAUCUUCGUGCCCGCCCCCGGAGCCACCGAGGAGGAUGACGGGGUGGUGCUGUCUACUUUACUAAAGAUCAACGACCUCCGCUACGUGGCGCUACUGGUGCUGGACGCUAGGAACAUGAAGCAGCUGGCCAGGGUGGAGUUUACUGCUGAAGGGGAUGUGACGUUCCCUUUUCACGGGCAGUUUGUUGACCCCCGCCAGGACGUCCACGCUUACUGACAGAUCCAUGGCAUGACGAGGCAUAGACAGGGAGGAACACACUCAUCCAGAACCAGGAGAGACACGGUUAGAGGUGGACACGAUCACAGCUGCACCUUUUAGCUCCUAUUCCUUGCCAGAAGAGUUUACGCUUACACAAAGAGAAUAUUGCAGCUGUUCUUUUGCUUGUACAUGAUGUAAUGAAUCUGUUUACUACGAAAAGCUGUGAAUAAAGUCUUGAGUGUAUGUAGCUUUCUGCAAUAGAAGAAAUUACGCAUAAAAUCUAAUAAAAUUCUGAUAUGUUUUUGCGGAUCCUUUAAUGCGAUAAAAAAAUAAACUGUUGACAAUUUAAGAAAAUCACAUCCCCAUAUUGUCCCACGAGAUGCAUUGUUACUAUUCAAAAGUAGUUACUGUGCUUAUUUUAUUUCUUGAAAAAUAAUGUGAAACCCGUGAACCAGGAAAUAUGUUUACUUGUUUUACCUGAUUAUGUGUCUUUGUAUGCGUGUAUGUAUGCAUUAAAGAUCUAUUAAA
Messenger RNA from Eriocheir sinensis (Chinese mitten crab), 2569 nucleotides. RefSeq names its product beta,beta-carotene 15,15'-dioxygenase-like. Gene Ontology annotation, biological process: carotene catabolic process; retinal metabolic process. Gene Ontology annotation, molecular function: carotenoid dioxygenase activity; beta-carotene 15,15'-dioxygenase activity. NCBI's taxonomy places the organism in Eukaryota, Metazoa, Arthropoda, Malacostraca, Decapoda, Varunidae. The record is from RefSeq and is a predicted model, not a curated record. Bases 446 to 2059 code for a protein of 537 amino acids. The transcript is spliced from 4 exons.